UAGAUUUAAAAUUAAUCUGUUUGUUAAAGAAGAUAUCAUCAUUGGAAGAAUGUCUUACCAAUACCGAAGCAUAGCUGUAUUGCUCACAUUCGGCUUCUUCAGUUUUUGGAUUGCUUCGUGUAUAGCUAUUGGUGUCGGACCGGGUUCUCCGUGUGGAAUACCAUUUGGUUCCAGUCGUUAUAUGGCAAGAGAAGGUCAAUUUGGUUGUUAUAAAUGCGAUGCAAAUGAAUAUUGGAAUCGGAGAAUUAAAUCAUGUGCGCCUUGUACAGGGUUUCUCACCAACACCAGAGCUAACGUUAGAUCAUCAUGCAAAGACAGAAGAAUUCCAGUAACCACGACAGCAACAACAACAACAACAAAUCCGACAGCUUCACACGUUUCUAAUUCUACUUGCGUAGAUGACACAACAGUAAUGAUGACUUCACAUGUGAAUGCUUCUGUACAAGUAGCGAAUAUAAAUGUCUCAAUAGACACAGCUUUCCAUGUAUCUAAUUCUACUUACUUAGACGAAACAAAAAUUUUGAUAGCUUCACAUGCAAACGCUUCUACACAAGUGACAAAUAUAAAUGCCUUAAAAAAUGAUACAAGCACAGUUUUGAUGCCAAGAAAGCUCGAAGGAACACAAGGUAUUUUAAGACAUAUAUCAGAUAAGAUUUCAUUACUCAAAGGGAAAAAACGUAGAAAAAGCAAACGCCGAAAUAAAAGAAAACGCACCAAAGGAAAAGCGGAAAAGAAGAAAAAGCUAAACAGAAUAAGAAAAAAAAGAAAAGGAAAUAAAAAGAAAAAUCUCAAAAUAAAGAAAUCUCAUAAUAUGAAAAUAUAGUCAAAUUCAUACAAUUAUUUGUACAUUGCAGUGAGAAUAUUACGUUUUAGAAACUGUACUUUCUGCAUUAAAAAGUUGUCAUUUUUUUCUUAUUGUGUUUUUCAAAAUA
Molecule: messenger RNA, 932 nt
Organism: Styela clava
Lineage: Eukaryota; Metazoa; Chordata; Ascidiacea; Stolidobranchia; Styelidae
Source: RefSeq, a predicted model, not a curated record